AUGCGACACAUGUUGCCAAAUUGAUUUUGUCAUAUGUUGUUGUUCACAAAAGUGUGUUGAAAGCAUAUUUGUGAAAAUGGCUGUUGAUCAUCGGAAACUUUCUUGUAUAUAACCAGGUGGUAAUAUAUCAUCGUACCUACGAUGUCCUCGGAUGUACUCAGUUUGGGAGGUUUUGACGCUUUACACCUUCUGGGGGCGGUAAUGGUUGCUGGAAUUUGCGCAAUAAUCAUCUACAGUCUCUGGGACUGCUGCAACCAGGACGAAUCACCGACUAAUUCUCCGCGCGACGAAAGAGUCGUUGUCAACCAACUGUACGCAACGGAACUGGAACCCGGACUAGUGGUCUUACAGAGUCAGGACGGAGCAUACUUUCGUAUUCUACAGGAAUGUGAGUCUGCCGAGUUCAGAAACGAACGACCGGGAACGUCCGGAAAUAAACAAACGUUUCUGAACGGAGACCCGGUGACCUACAUUCCUCGCAACACGAGAACGGAAGUGCGUAAUGUCGCCACCGCACCGCAACCUAGUGACGAGAAUCUGAUGGCGUGGAACGUCCAACCACCUCCUUACGGAAACUAAAAAAGAAGAAUGUUAUAAAGUUUUAUUGGAAAUUUAAAAUAAAAGAAGAGGAAGAAAAAAAAAAGGAUUAAUUAA
Gigantopelta aegis is the source of this 654-nucleotide messenger RNA. RefSeq lists its product as uncharacterized. The coding region runs from base 142 to 579 and encodes 145 amino acids. The transcript has 3 exons. Lineage: Eukaryota; Metazoa; Mollusca; Gastropoda; Neomphalida; Peltospiridae. The record is from RefSeq and is a predicted model, not a curated record.